AUGAGCCGUAGUCGCGCGACUGCAGUCGGAUAUACACCGUUACAUAUUUCCGCCCAAUUCGGCCACAAAGACGUCUUCAAACUUCUUAUUGAAGUAUAUAAAGCCGAUCCUAAUAUACGCGAUUACAGUGGUAAAACUGCGGAUUAUUAUUUUUUCGUGAAAGAUCAAAAAGAAGGACAAGGUGUUACAUUGCGCAAAAUAAAAGGACGAAAAAAACAAUCUGAUAAAGAUUUGGGGUUUCUUCGUAUUGGAUCUCUUAAUGUUCGUGUGAAGAAAACGACAGAAGCUUUUAGCAAUUUUCUUGGAGUCGGUAGUGGAAGUGUAACUCCUUUGGAUUCUGUUAACGAAAAAGUACUUAAAGGCUGGGUUUCGGCAGAUAAUGUUAAUAAGGAAGUCAUGGCAGCGCCAAAAGCUUACACUUCGAAGAAGAAAUAUAAAAAAGGUUUUGAAUCUGGAGGUAGCAGCACGCCUAGUACACCGAAAACUCCAACGAAGAGCUUCAGAUCGCUUAACUACGAUUCAGAUUCUGAUACUGCAGCUGGAUUUGAUUCCAACUGGAAACAAUAAGCAAAUUGUGAUCGCGGAUCUUCCAAAAAAAUUAUAUUUUAAUUGUAAUAUAGUUUUUUUAAACGAA
Diorhabda sublineata is the source of this 634-nucleotide messenger RNA. RefSeq names its product ankyrin repeat domain-containing protein SOWAHA-like. NCBI's taxonomy places the organism in Eukaryota, Metazoa, Arthropoda, Insecta, Coleoptera, Chrysomelidae. Gene Ontology annotation, molecular function: protein binding. Bases 1 to 567 code for a protein of 188 amino acids. The record is from RefSeq and is a predicted model, not a curated record. The transcript has 6 exons.